Messenger RNA from Apis mellifera (honey bee), 556 nucleotides. It is a transcript of the gene mRpS21, whose product is annotated as 28S ribosomal protein S21, mitochondrial. The transcript is spliced from 2 exons. Lineage: Eukaryota; Metazoa; Arthropoda; Insecta; Hymenoptera; Apidae. Gene Ontology annotation, molecular function: structural constituent of ribosome. The coding region runs from base 116 to 388 and encodes 90 amino acids. The record is from RefSeq and is a predicted model, not a curated record. Gene Ontology annotation, biological process: translation. Gene Ontology annotation, cellular component: ribosome.
CUAGGUUAAAUUUUUAUAGUAACUUACUAGGUUAAAUUACUACAAUAAGUAACUUUAUUCUAACAAUUACUUAAAUUUAAUCUUAAUUACUGAAUAUAUUUAAAAAAAAUACAAGAUGGGUAUGCGUAGACAUGCUCAAUUUUUUGCUCGAACAGUUAUGGUUCAAGAUAAUAAUAUAGAGAAAGCUUCUCGUUUAUUGAACAAUAUAUUGUCAAAAGAAGGUAUUUUUCAACAGUAUAGAUAUACAAGAUACUAUGAAAAACCUACUCAAACAAGAAGAAGAAUUAAUUAUGAAAAGUGUAAAGCACUCUAUAAUGAAGACAUGAAUAGAAAAAUUCGUUUCAUUUUAAGAAAAAAUAGAGAAGAUCCAUUUCCUGGUUGUUCAUAAAAUAUUGGUUAAUUUUCAUAUUAUUUAUUAAGUCAAUAUAUAGAUGAUAUGAUUAUAAUAUUUUUAUUUUAUAUUAUCCAUAUGCAUAAGUAAUUAGAACAUAUUCAAUAAAUUAUAAAAUUUAAUCAAAUUAAUCUAUUGAAUAAAAUACAAAUUAAUAAAAAUGCA